Oryzias latipes (Japanese medaka) is the source of this 2106-nucleotide messenger RNA. RefSeq names its product histone-lysine N-methyltransferase SETD1A-like. Gene Ontology annotation, cellular component: Set1C/COMPASS complex. The record is from RefSeq and is a predicted model, not a curated record. Gene Ontology annotation, molecular function: histone H3K4 methyltransferase activity; protein binding. Lineage: Eukaryota; Metazoa; Chordata; Actinopteri; Beloniformes; Adrianichthyidae.
UGGACUGGGAGAGGACGGGAGCUCCGUGGGCUCCGACUCCGAGAUCAAUGGCCUCACUGUCAAACGCACUGAUAAAUAUGGCUUCCUGGGCGGGAAUCAGUACAGCGACACAAAUUCCGCAAGAAGAAGCUUCGUUUCGGUCGCAGCAGGAUUCACGAGUGGGGCCUGUUUGCCAUGGAGCCCAUCGCCGCUGACGAAAUGGUCAUCGAGUACGUGGGUCAGAACAUCAGACAGAUGGUGGCGGACCAUCGAGAAAAGAUUUACGCUCAGCAGGGCAUCGGGAGCAGCUACCUGUUCAGAGUGGACCACGACACGAUCAUAGACGCCACCAAGUGUGGGAACUUGGCCCGAUUCAUCAACCACUGCUGCACUCCCAACUGUUACGCCAAGGUUAUCACCAUAGAGUCCCAGAAAAAGAUUGUCAUCUACUCCAAGCAGCCUAUCGCCGUCAAUGAAGAGAUCACCUAUGACUACAAGUUCCCACUAGAGGAGAACAAGAUCCCCUGCUUGUGUGGAACAGAAAACUGCCGUGGGACUCUCAACUAACGAAAGCACUUCCCCCUUUCCGUUUCUUGCCAACGUCCUGCCGGACCCUUUCACCCUUUUGGUUCUCCUUCCUGAUGAGUGCUAGCAAAGUAGAAACGAAGCCAACGUUGGAGACCGGUUAGCUCUCCGGAUGACUUCAGUUGAGUAGGAAACCGUGACGCAGGCAUUUGCACUUUGUAUGCACAGCUUCAUGGACGGGGCUGUCCCGCAGUCUGUGAUGGGGGCGCGCACCCGCCGACGGUGGCGUCUUGACCCCGUCUGUCGCAGUAUUGUCGGACUUGAACACAUUUUCCAGGCGGAUUUGGUUUCCUACACCCACAGAGAGAGGUUGUUUCCCUGUUGCCACGGCGACCGUUUCGGCUCACCCCACAGAUCUUUUGAUUUUUCUGUGCCCCACGAUCCUGCAGAGAACGCAAACGUCCCGUUCCCGUUCAGACCCCCCCCUUCCAUAAACGCACAGAAACACCAGACUAACUUCAGGGUUUUUAAAAGCUCCUGUUGAGGGCGCACUUUUAAAAUUUACUUCACUCUAUUUGGUUUUUCACCGUUGCAGGAUUUCCAAGUGUGAAGGUCGUCUUUUAAUUUCCUUUCCGUGCGUCAGUAGAAUAUUACUCUUGCUGUUAUAAUUAGAAUUAUAAGCUUGGUUGAAUUAACAAAGUAUCUGACAGUGAGUUGAGCUUCAGCAUUUCUACCCGCUGUGGUUCUGUGAUUCCAAACUGUCCUUUACUUUCCCUGCUGGUUGUUUCUGUCCAGACUCGCUGCAACUUCCUGUUUAGCUAAUGGCGUGUUUAGUUCCUACACAGCGGCUGAAUCGUUACGAAGAGGUUGUUUUUCUUUUUAACUGGCGCGUCCUCCACAUGCAUUUGCUUUUAACCUUUUAAUUUAUUUGUUCUUUGUCGUUUCAUCCGUUCUUCGGUGUUGGGAGUGUUUUUUAAUACACCUUUAACAUGUAGUUCUGUUGAAUGCGUUCAGCAAACAUCGAUGGCGGCUGCAGAAGCGUGAGGUUCCACCUGCUGCUUUCAUGGCGAGCCCCAGUGUUAGCAUUCCCUUUGUCCUUUUCUCUGCCUUCAUCCGGAUGGCAAACUGUUUUUCAUCCCCUUUCUCUUCAUUCUCUUUGGUUUUCCAGCCACUCGAUUAAAAGCACAUAAAUCUUGCUAGACAAAAAAAACACACACACACACACAAACAGUGUGAGAUGUGUAUAUUUGCAGUUUCUUUGGUUUUUUUUCCUCAUUUCUUUACAGUUUAUUUCCACUUGCAAAUGUUAGGUCUUUUUAUUUCCUUGUGAAGAUUAACACUUAGUCUAAAAAAAAAAAGUGGUCAGUGUUAAACUUUUUUGUGCUGCAGAUGUUUUAAAUAAUCAUAUUUGCUUGAUAAAGUCAGACGUUUUCAAAGUUUUAGUAUUGUUUUUGUUCCUCCCCUCACAUUUUUAGGCUUUUAGAAAAUGCAUUAUUCUGGGAGUGCAGCUGCUCCAUAAAGAUUCCUCCAAUUGAAGGCAGUCUGUGGAAAUAAAGAGUCGCCUGCUAAAUCCAUCAACUUCAGCAGGUUUGCGUUGCACCG